UCACGCUUACAUAAUCAUACAUUCACUCACUAUAUAAAGAUGAGACUGUUCCGAUUGCAGGUUAAUUACGUCGGUAAUCCCAUCAGCUGUUCAUCAUGGCUUCGCUUCAAUUGAUUGUGGCCGUUGUUGCCGUUCUGUCCUACACCGUCACCGUCAACGCCGACAUAACCGAACUUAAGCAAACCUGUGCCAAGUUGUUACGUGUGCCCGCCGAAGAUUUGGAGCGGUAUCUACGCUCAGAGUAUGAAGAGAAGCAUGAGGACCAUUGCUUCAUACGAUGUGUUUCCAUCCUGAACGGAAUGUAUGACGAUGACAAGGGAGUACAGUUUGGGAAACUGCACGGUGCGUUUGGGGAAGGACUGACAGAAGAGGAAUAUACCGAACAGGCGAAGACCUGUGUUCUUUCGGAGGAAGAAGCAGCGAAAGAAGAUUGUCACUGUAGGAAGGCAUCAAGGGAAAUGUCGUGUAUUCUCAAGCAAUACCUUGAUCGAAAGAAGACACAGCAGGAAUAACUUUGAUUUGUAAUAAAUAUAUUAUUCAAAUCACUUAA
Messenger RNA from Toxorhynchites rutilus septentrionalis, 550 nucleotides. RefSeq lists its product as uncharacterized. Gene Ontology annotation, molecular function: odorant binding. Bases 96 to 512 code for a protein of 138 amino acids. The transcript has 2 exons. The record is from RefSeq and is a predicted model, not a curated record. Gene Ontology annotation, biological process: sensory perception of smell. Lineage: Eukaryota; Metazoa; Arthropoda; Insecta; Diptera; Culicidae.